AAUGCAGAAUCCAAUCUUAUCCCAUUUUUUACCAAAAACAAAACCAAUAACUCUCGUCAGAAAUGUCAUAGUUCUAUAUAAUGUGGUCCACCUCCCAUCUUCAACCCAACCUCUCUUUUUUAUCUUCAAUUAUAAACCAAUUCUACUCAUUUUCUACUAUCAAUAAUUCUCUAUUUAUUUUUCUCACAGUUGAAAUCAUAAAUUAAGAAAAAAAGAAUGGGGGACAAAAAGGCAAUUCCAACGCCGGUGAAACGGAUAGGGAGAUGGGUUCGAAGCCGAUCAGUGAGAGAGCAAGUAAGUUUGGGAGCAGGUGUUGCUUUCAUGAUUUUGGUAUUGUUGAAAAUAUUCGUGAAAUCGCACACCCACUUCUUUUUUGUUACUCAACUUGCUCAUUGUGCUGGAAUCUUGGUUUUAGUUUACAAACUAUCCAUCACCAAAACUUGUUCUGGUUUAUCAUUAAAAACUCAGGAGCUUACGGCAAUAUUCUUAGCCAUGAGAAUCAUAACGUAUUUCGGAUUCAUACGCGAUUUACAUGUUAUACUUGAUUCACUAACCCUUGCAUCUACUCUCUGGGUGAUCUAUAUGAUACGUUUCAAGCUAAAGAGCACCUACAUGCAAGAGCUUGAUAACAUGCCUUUGUAUUAUGUGUUGGUACCUUGUGCCGUGAUUGCAAUAAUUGGCCAUCCUGGAUGGCAGAUUCACAUUGUGACAAGAUUCUUGUAUGUGUACUUGAUGACAAUCGAAGCCGUUUCAGUGCUCCCUCAGCUUCGCUUAAUACAAAAUGCUAAGAUGGUUGAACCAUUUACUGCCCAUUAUGUCUUUGCCUUGGGUGUUGCAAGAUUCUUCGCAUGCGCAAAUUGGAUAUUCAUGCUUAUUGACACCAGAGGAGCAUACCUGACGCAAAUAGGGCAGGGCCAUCUCUACAUACUGGUGGCACUUAUCGCUGAGGUGGUUCAAACUUUCAUCCUGGCAGACUUCUGUUACUACUACGUUAAGAGUGUGAUAGAGGGACAGCGGACGAUGAGGCUACCUUCAUUUGUCUGAGAUCAGGAUUUGCCGAGGACUGCAGCAAUAAACUCUUCUCGUGGAAACGCAUAAGUUUGUACUAUAACUCUUGCUUUUGCACUCUCAACCCCAAACCCGGAUAAUAAAUAAAGGAAAUAGAGAGCUUGUUCCAGAUUCUUUGUAAGGUCCAGAGAUUUAUAUCUUUGAAAUUAACAUCUGAAUUCUGGUAACUAAAACCAAGAUGAGAAAAUGUAAAUUAUGCUAUUAUGUGAAGAACGUCUUAAGUUA
Molecule: messenger RNA, 1293 nt
Organism: Beta vulgaris subsp. vulgaris (sugar beet)
Lineage: Eukaryota; Viridiplantae; Streptophyta; Magnoliopsida; Caryophyllales; Amaranthaceae
Exons: 6
Coding region: 217-1044 (275 amino acids)
Biological process (GO): protein retention in ER lumen
Cellular component (GO): membrane
Molecular function (GO): ER lumen protein retrieval receptor activity
Source: RefSeq, a predicted model, not a curated record